Molecule: messenger RNA, 2668 nt
Organism: Pan troglodytes (chimpanzee)
Lineage: Eukaryota; Metazoa; Chordata; Mammalia; Primates; Hominidae
Gene: GATA2
Product: GATA binding protein 2
Exons: 6
Coding region: 350-1792 (480 amino acids)
Biological process (GO): positive regulation of miRNA transcription; positive regulation of angiogenesis; positive regulation of transcription by RNA polymerase II
Cellular component (GO): nucleus
Molecular function (GO): zinc ion binding; DNA-binding transcription factor activity, RNA polymerase II-specific; RNA polymerase II cis-regulatory region sequence-specific DNA binding
Source: RefSeq, a predicted model, not a curated record
GGAGAGAGAGGCAGCGUGAGCGCGAGGAAGGUAGCGAGGCCAGCGUCGCCCCGGAACUCGCUGCUCAAGUCUGUCUAUUGCCUGCCGCCACCUCCAUCCUAGCAGGGCCCCGUCGCCCACCAGGCGGACAAAAGCGGUCCGCUGAACACCAUGCGGCCGCUCGGCGUGCAGCCCAGGCUCUGCUGGUGAGCGCCGCCACCCCGCGCCCAGGUCCCGCGAGCCCGCCUGCCGCGCACCUCGCCCUGCUCCCAGCUCUGCUCCAGGCCCCGUCCGCCCGGGGGCGCCGCCCACCGCGCCUCGCUCGGGCCGUUGCCGUCUGCACCCAGACCUUGAGCCGCCGCCGCCGGCCAUGGAGGUGGCGCCGGAGCAGCCGCGCUGGAUGGCGCACCCGGCCGUGCUGAAUGCGCAGCACCCCGACUCACACCACCCGGGCCUGGCGCACAACUACAUGGAACCCGCGCAGCUGCUGCCUCCAGACGAGGUGGACGUCUUCUUCAAUCACCUCGACUCGCAGGGCAACCCCUACUAUGCCAACCCCGCUCACGCGCGGGCGCGCGUCUCCUACAGCCCCGCGCACGCCCGCCUGACCGGAGGCCAGAUGUGCCGCCCACACUUGUUGCACAGCCCGGGUUUGCCCUGGCUGGACGGGGGCAAAGCAGCCCUCUCUGCCGCUGCGGCCCACCACCACAACCCCUGGACCGUGAGCCCCUUCUCCAAGACGCCACUGCACCCCUCAGCUGCUGGAGGCCCUGGAGGCCCACUCUCUGUGUACCCAGGGGCUGGGGGUGGGAGCGGGGGAGGCAGCGGGAGCUCAGUGGCCUCCCUCACCCCUACAGCAGCCCACUCUGGCUCCCACCUUUUCGGCUUCCCACCCACGCCACCCAAAGAAGUGUCUCCUGACCCUAGCACCACGGGGGCUGCGUCUCCAGCCUCAUCUUCCGCGGGGGGUAGUGCAGCCCGAGGAGAGGACAAGGACGGCGUCAAGUACCAGGUGUCACUGACGGAGAGCAUGAAGAUGGAAAGUGGCAGUCCCCUGCGCCCAGGCCUAGCCACUAUGGGCACCCAGCCUGCUACACACCACCCCAUCCCCACCUACCCCUCCUAUGUGCCGGCGGCUGCCCACGACUACAGCAGCGGACUCUUCCACCCCGGAGGCUUCCUGGGGGGACCGGCCUCCAGCUUCACCCCUAAGCAGCGCAGCAAGGCUCGUUCCUGUUCAGAAGGCCGGGAGUGUGUCAACUGUGGGGCCACAGCCACCCCUCUCUGGCGGCGGGACGGCACCGGCCACUACCUGUGCAAUGCCUGUGGCCUCUACCACAAGAUGAAUGGGCAGAACCGGCCACUCAUCAAGCCCAAGCGAAGACUGUCGGCCGCCAGAAGAGCCGGCACCUGUUGUGCAAAUUGUCAGACGACAACCACCACCUUAUGGCGCCGAAACGCCAACGGGGACCCUGUCUGCAACGCCUGUGGCCUCUACUACAAGCUGCACAAUGUUAACAGGCCACUGACCAUGAAGAAGGAAGGGAUCCAGACUCGGAACCGGAAGAUGUCCAACAAGUCCAAGAAGAGCAAGAAAGGGGCGGAGUGCUUCGAGGAGCUGUCAAAGUGCAUGCAGGAGAAGUCGUCCCCCUUCAGUGCAGCUGCCCUGGCUGGACACAUGGCACCUGUGGGCCACCUCCCGCCCUUCAGCCACUCCGGACACAUCCUGCCCACUCCGACGCCCAUCCACCCCUCCUCCAGCCUCUCCUUCGGCCACCCCCACCCGUCCAGCAUGGUGACCGCCAUGGGCUAGGGAACAGAUGGACGUCGAGGACCGGGCACUCCCGGGAUGGGUGGACCAAACCCUUAGCAGCCCAGCAUUUCCCGAAGGCCGACACCACUCCUGCCAGCCCGGCUCGGCCCAGCACCCCCUCUCCUGGAGGGCGCCCAGCAGCCUGCCAGCAGUUACUGUGAAUGUUCCCCACCGCUGAGAGGCUGCCUCCGCACCUGACCGCUGCCCAGGUGGGGUUUCCUGCAUGGACAGUUGUUUGGAGAACAACAAGGACAACUUUAUGGAGAGAAAAGGAGGGGAUGGGACAGACGAAGGCAACCAUUUUUAGAAGGAAAAAGGAUUAGGCAAAAAUAAUUUAUUUUGCUCUUGUUUCUAACAAGGACUUGGAGACUUGGUGGUCUGAGCUGUCCCAAGUCCUCCGGUUCUUCCUCGGGAUUGGCGGGUCCACUUGCCAGGGCUCUGGGGGCAGAUUUGUGGGGACCUCAGCCUGCACCCUCUUCUCCUCUGGCUUCCCUCUCUGAAAUAGCCGAACUCCAGGCUGGGCUGAGCCAAAGCCAGAGUGGCCACGGCCCAGGGAGGGUGAGCUGGUGCCUGCUUUGACGGGCCAGGCCCUGGAGGGCAGAGACAAUCACGGGCGGUCCUGCACAGAUUCCCAGGCCAGGGCUGGGUCACAGGAAGGAAACAACAUUUUCUUGAAAGGGGAAACGUCUCCCAGAUCGCUCCCUUGGCUUUGAGGCCGAAGCUGCUGUGACUGUGUCCCCUUACUGAGCGCAAGCCACAGCCUGUCUUGUUUGUCAGGUGGACCCUGUAAAUACACCCUUUUUCUGCUAACCCUUCAACCCCCUCGCCUCCUACUCUGAGACAAAAGAAAAAUAUUAAAAAAAUGCAUAAGCUUAA